AGCCAGCCACUCACAUCCUGAGAAGGAAAAAGAAGGGCUGAAAAGCCAAGAUUGAAAACAGAAUAUAGAGCUUGGACCCUCAAAGGAAGGCAGCAGCCAUUCUCUUUUCUCGCUCUUUAUCGGAAUGGAAUGAUAUUGACUUUCAAGGCAAUAAUAGACUUCCGCCAGUGGAUAAGAUAUUUAUUUUGUAUUGAUUUGUUUGUCCUUUUGUAGUAAGAACGGACAUAGAAACUCUAGCCAGAAUGCUGUCCUGUUCAAGGAGGAGGAACUGCUUACCCUAAUGGCUUCAAGAGAAUUGUUGUGUAUUGUUUACUUCCCAUACACCCACUCUCCUAAAGCAUGCGCCAGACGGAAGGUCUCCACCUAUAUAUCCCUGCAAAUUGAAGGAGCUCACUCAACAUCAAAAUCAAGGACUUCUCUCCAACUCAGAAAGGAUACGAGAAAUCUUACUAGUCAACAGACAAGACAGGGUGGUGAAAAAUGUGGAGAGGAACUCUCCCAAGACAUACUGUAGCUGGGAAGGACAUUAACUUCACUUGCUGAGGAUCACGAUAGCUGCCUGAAGGGUCUUGUAGCAGAGAGAGUGUUAUCAAUUCACACUGGCACUAUGGAGUUGGGCUUGGCAAAGUCUCUGCCUUUGGUGGCCAUCUUUACAGUGCUGCUGCAGUUUUGUCCAGAGGGCUUCAGUCUGGAGCUCAGCCCCAGUGAGAAGGAGGUCAUACUGAGCACCAACUCCUCCUUCACGGUGGUCUGUUCUGGUUGGAGCAAGGUGUCCUGGAAGUCUCCCCGCGACCCCAGCCUGGAGGGAGUGGCUGUGGAGGACAGGGGAACCACCAGUGUGCUGGUCCUCCACAACGUCACCUGGAGGCACUCUGGGAACUAUAUCUGUGAAGAGCCCUCUACAGAGGAGGCCAAGGACAUAUCGGUGUUUGUACCAGACCCUGAGGAAUGGUUUCAUCCCCUGCAGCAAGCAGUAGUGAUGAAGGAGGGAGAGGAAGGUACCAUUCCCUGCGUGGUGACUGACCCUGGCAUUAACGUGACCCUGUACGAGAGGGCCAGCAAGGCCCGUGUGGAGGGAACAUACCACCCCAGUAAAGGGUUCACCGCCAUCCUGAAAGACAGCUCCUACAUCUGCCGAGGUGCCAUGAACGGAGAGGAGAAGGCGUCCCAGGUGUAUUAUGUCUACAGCAUUGUGGUCCCCAAAUCCAUGAACGCCUUCAUGACACUCUCAAAGACGGUGCUGAAACGAGGCGAGGCCUUAAUGGUUAAUUGUACUGUAGAAGAAGCAGAGAUGGUUUACUUCAAAUGGGAUUUUCCCCGUAAAGAGACAAUUGAGCCACUGACAGACUUUCUAUCGGAGAUUAGAAUCCGCUCCUUCUUGAACAUCUCCACUGUUACUCUGGAGGACUCUGGCCAUUACAUCUGCCGAGUGCAGGACCCUUUUUCCGGAACGUCAGCCAUGGAUAAUCUCACUGUCACUGUUCUGGAACGGGGCUUUGUGGAUUUGGAACCCUCCAUCAACACCAAUGUUUCAGCGCUGCAGUAUCAGAGCGUUGCGCUCACAGUGCAGAUCGAAGCGUUUCCCAAACCUCAGGUGCUCUGGACCAGAGACAACACCACCCUUACUGGGGAAACUGUAUCCAUUGACACCAGAGAGGUGCAUGAGACCAGUUACCUCAGUACUCUGACCUUGGUAAGGGUCCGGAUGGAACAGAGGGGGCUCUACACUGUCCAGGUGGCCAAUGAAGACGACGUCAAGGAGAUAACCUUUGAUCUUCAAGUCAAGUCUUCCCCGAAGAUAAUAGAUUUGUCUGACCAGCACAUAGACCAGGGCCACGGAGUGCUCUGUGUCACAGAGGGGGUCCCCACACCCACCGUCCACUGGUACAGCUGUGAAAGCAUUGGAAAAUGCAGUAAUAAGACCACAGCAUGGAAGUCUCUGUCGGCUGACCAAGAGAACGUCAGCAUCCAGAUGAACGUCAGCUACAUCGAGGCCUCAGGGGUCAACCAAGUCCGCAGCCUUUUGACCUUCCAGACCAUAGGGGGUAUUACAUCAGUACGCUGUGAAGCCCGCAACGAGAGAGGGCGCAGGGCCUGGGACAUCAAACUGGUCUCGAACUCUCUGUUCUCCCAGGUGGCUGUCUUGGCUGCAGUGUUAGCCCUGGUGGUCAUUGCCGUCAUCUUCCUCAUCAUCCUCAUCGCCCUUUGGAGAAAGAAGCCCCGGUAUGAGAUCCGUUGGAAGGUGAUCGAGUCAGUGAGCUCAGAUGGCCAUAAGUACACCUACAUGGACCCCAUGCACCUGCCAUAUGACUGUGUAUGGGAGGUUCCCCGGGAUAGCCUGGUCCUGGGUCACACUCUGGGUUCUGGAGCAUUUGGGAGGGUGGUGGAGGCCACAGCCUAUGGCCUUGGUCACUCUCAGUCCACCACCAAAGUGGCUGUGAAGAUGCUCAAGUCCACAGCAAGGACAAGUGAGACUCAGGCUCUGAUAUCUGAGCUGAAGAUAAUGAGCCACCUUGGGCCCCAUCUAAACAUCGUCAACCUACUGGGGGCUUGUACGAAACAAGGUCCCAUUUACCUCAUAACUGAGUACUGUUGCUAUGGUGACCUGGUUGACUACCUUCACCGCAACAAGCAUACCUUCCUGCAGUACUACGCAGACAAAAACCGCAGGGAUGCUGAUAUGUGCAGGAACAGCACAGAGAGUACAGUCCAAAUCCAAGGAAAAAGUGAGUGCGAUGGGGGUUACAUGGACAUGACCAAGGAAGAUUCUUUAAAUUAUGUCCCAAUGCAAGAGCUGAGUGACAACAUCAAGUAUGCAGACAUCGAGCCCUCAGUCAAUGAGACACCCUACCAUCAGGACAGCAACUACCAAGGACAAGGCCAAGAGAGAGCAGACGUCGCGUUGUCUAUCAGUGACUCCCCAAUUCUGAGCUACACAGAUCUGGUGGGCUUUAGCUACCAAGUGGCUAAGGGCAUGGACUUCCUGGCAUCCAAGAAUUGUGUUCAUCGUGACCUGGCUGCCAGAAAUGUUCUCAUCUGCGAGGGAAAGCUGGUGAAGAUCUGUGACUUUGGCCUGGCUCGUGAUGUCAUGAACGACUCCAACUACAUAGCCAAAGGCAAAACAUUCCUGCCACUGAAGUGGAUGGCUCCAGAGAGUAUCUUCCAGAACCUCUACACAACCUUGAGCGAUGUUUGGUCUUUUGGCAUUCUGCUUUCAGAGAUCUUUACUCUAGGAGGAACGCCCUAUCCUGGCAUUCUCAUGAAUGAGCAGUUCUACACUGCCUUGAAGAGAGGCUACAGGAUGCCUAAACCUGCUCAUGCUACAGACGAGAUCUAUGAUAUCAUGUGCAAGUGUUGGGAUGAGAAAUUCAAGAAGAGGCCACUCUUCUCCUCUCUGGUUAAUUUGACGGGAAACCUGCUGACGGAUGCUUACAAAAAGAAAUACACCCAGGUGAAUGAGAUCUUUCUGAAGAGCGACCACCAUGCUGCAAUCAGGUCCAAACCUAUACCAGCAGGGAACCCGGCUGUGUCUUCAGAUGACCACUCCUCAGGUGAUCGAACGGGUCAGGAGACAGGGGAGAUAGAGGAGACUGGGACGGAGGCUGGCCCCUCCCAGACUGACUACAUAAUCGCCAUCCCAGAUAUCCAUGUAGCCAAAGAGGCAGAAGCAGGUGGUGAGGUGCUGGACACCGCCACACAGAGUACAUCAAGUCCUCCGAGCACAACCGACCAGGCUGAUACAGCCUCCCUGGAUGGACCAGAAGUACCCCUAGAAGAACCAGUACCCACAGAGGAAGCGGUGCUUGCCCCCACGCAAGAAGACAAGCUCCCCCAGUCUCCAUGUGUCCCUGAAGUGGAGGAGAGUUUCCUGUAGAGAGCUGAAGUUAGAGGUGUCUACUGUAUAGGACAAUGUUGUACAUGACAAUGUGUGUUGUUAGUUAAACACUAAUGUUGUAGGCCCUUUUAGGAAACAUUAUAUCGUUAUUAUUUUUGUAUAUUGGUAAUAUACUGUAUAUCUUUCAGGUACUUUUCCCCUUGUAAUGCUAUGAUUCACAAAAAAAGCAUCAGCAGUUUGACACAUGGCAAUGGUAAUAUUAUAUACAAAUGUAAUCAAAUUGAAGUUGUCAAACUGUAAAGAAAAGUAUAUUUGGCAUGGGAAUAUAUUUAAUUUCAAUCAUUAAAAAAAUAUAAUUUAAAGAGAAUGUAAGCUUGCAAUAAUGCACCUCAUAUUUGCACUACUCAUUCUCAAUUUUAGACAAAAUAAUGUUUUGAAAAAGCGAUUCAAUAAAUUGAGGCAUACAUUUUUGGGACUAUUAAAUGAAUGAUAUAUACCCAUUGAUUCUCGAAGAAUAUAACUUAUAAAUGCCUGCUUAGCUUAACUGUCCUACCCCAUCAGAACCCAACAUAUAAGCUUGCUUUAACUCCACUGUUUGUAAACAAUGGGAUUGUAAACAAACACUGUAACAAACACUGCCUCGAAACAUGGGCCUAAAUUCAAUCAGAUCAAGCUUUAACCGGUGAUAGCAGACAGCUUGCAUAGGAUGCUUUGGCGUGUUGGAGGUGGAACUGCACUGGAGCGAUCUCUUGCGAUCAUUGUAAUGAAGCAACACACGCCCCACUCGCGUUAGAAGUGUAGGCAAUCUAGAACCUAAAAGGGUUAUUUGGCUGUUCCCGUAGGAGAACCCUUUGAACAACCCUUUUUUUGUCAUUCCUAUUCCAUUCACCCAGUUCAACGUAACAUCGAUAAGUUUAGGCUACUACAUGAUACUCUAAUUUUCCCUGUACCCAUCAUGAGUUUGCUAAAAACCUAGCCUAUUAAUGAGUUUAAAACAUAGGCGCGCACAAGUCGAGAGAAAUUUGAGUAAUCAAGGUGACAGACAUUGACACAUUCAUCCGCCUUGCACAAUCUUGCCUGCAUCUGGCUGAUCUAGGGUGUGAUCAUUAGUCCAACAGUUGCAAACGAGAGUUUCCAUUGGACCAAUUCAGUUAUGUUUAUCCCCAUUUCAGCUUUUUUUUUCAACAGAAUGGGCGGAAUGAAUACACCCCUGAUCACACUCAAACAGUUCAAUUUCAUAGCAGCCACAUACAAACAGCAUGAUCCCUUUGAUCGUUGUAGAAUUCCUUCUUGCAUCUACUCCUCUCACCUUUUCCCUUGGCUUUUGUGGACUUCAGUGCACAACAUAACAGCUGUUCUGUGACCAGGCGAAAAAAACACAGACUACAUCUUUGUCACCAUAUUAUCUAACGUCAAGUCAACAGAGCUACUAGAACUAAUGCGUUAGUAAACCCACUACAUUGCCGUACAGUGUACAGUUAGCAAGCAGUUUAGCCGUUACAUUGGCGGCCCCGGUGGCAAUAAAUUAAUCAAACCAAAAGCUUACCUUGACUUGGAAGAGAUCCACUGUUGGAUAGCCAUAGUCAGCUAGGUAACAUAGCAUCCAUCUCUGUUUGAGCCGGGAGUUUGAGUAGGCUAAACUAGCUAGCUGCAUUCCCUAGCUAAGAAAGUGAAAGUGAAAGAAACAAAAUAUAGCUCUCCCUCUCUUUGAUCUUCAUUUUUGAAGAAAUGUAUUCGUUCUGUAAAAGUAACUGUUCAACUAUUGUCCUUCUCUCUCUUUCAGUCAACUACUUACCACAUUUUAUGUACUGCAGUGCUAGCUAGCUGGGCUUAUGCUUUCAAUACUAGAUUCAUUCUCUGAUCCUUUGAUUGGGUGGACAACAUGUCAGUUCAUGCUGCAAGAGCUCUGAUAGGUCAAAGGACAUCCUCCAGAAGUUGUCAUAAUUACUGUGUAAGUCUAUGGAAGGGGGUGAAAACCAUGAGCUUCCUAGGUUUUGUAUUGAAGUCAAUGUACCCAGAGGAGAAUGGACACUAGCUGUCCUCCGGCUUCACCCCCCGUGGUGUUAACCUACAGAGUGCUGUUGAGGCUACUGUAGACGUUGAUUGCAAAACAGUGUGUUUUAAACAAUUGUUUGGUGACGUGAAUAUAUUUAGCAUAGUUUUAUCUAAAAAGGAUAACUUUCUUAAUGUUUCACCAAAAAAUAAUAUUCUGAAAUUCACUGAGGAUGGUUCUCUGAGGACCCCCCACUGCUUUCCACAGAGGGUUCCACAUGAAGCCCAAUAGAGUUGUACCUGGAGCCAAAAAAGGGUUCUCCUAUAGGCACAGCUGGAAAAACGCCAAUUGCAGCAACGCUCCCCAAUAAUGCCAAAAUCCUUUUUUUCUGAGAGUACAUAGAAAUAAUUUUCUUAGAGCUCCAAGACAGGAUUGUGUCGAGGCACAGAUCUGGGGAAGGGUACCGACACAUUUCUGCAGUAUCGAAGGUCCCAAAGAACACAGUGGCCUCCAUCAUUCUUAAAUAGAAGACGUUUGGAACCACCAAGACCGGCCAAACUGAGCAAUCGAGGGAGAAGAACCUUGGCAGGGAGGUGACCAGUAACCCAAUGGUCACUCUGACAGAGCUCUAGAGUUCCUCUGUGGAGAUGGGAGAACCUUCCAGAAAUACAACCAUCUCUGCAGCACUCCACCAAUCAGGCCUUAUAUGGUAGUGGCCAGACGGAAGCCACUCCUCAGUAAAAGGUUCCAAACUUCUUCCAUUUAAGAAUGAUGGAAGCUACUGUGUUCUUGAUGACCUUCAAUUAUGCAGACAUUUUUAAGUACCCUUCCCUAGACCUGUGCCUCGACACAAUCCUGUCUCAGAGCUCUACGGACAAUACCUUUGACCUCAUGGCUUGGUUUAUGCUCUGACAUGCACUGUCUACUGUGGGACCUUAUAUAGACAGGUGUGUGACUUUCCAAAUUAUGUCCAUUCAAUAUAAUUUACCACAGGUGGACUCCAAUCAAGUUGUUGAAACAUCUCAAGGAUGAUCAAUGUUAACAGGAUGCACCUGAGCUCACUUUCGAGUCUCAUAGCAAAGGGUCUGAAUACUUAUGUAAAUAAGGUAUUUCAGUUUUACAUUUUUAUAAAUUUACAAACAUUUCUAACAACAUAUUUUUGCUUUGUCAUUAUGGGGUAUUGUGCAUAAAUAGAUGAGGAUUUUUAUUUAUUUAAUCAAUUUUAGAAUAAGGCUGUAACGUCACAAAAUGUAGAAAAGGUCAAGGGGUCUGAGUACUUUCCGAUUGCACUGUAUAUAAGCAAACUGUUUGGACUGGGAAGCAAAUGGUAAGCUUAACACAGUUCCACCUCAGACACCGCCAAAGCAGCUGCCUUGUGGUUGCAGGGCAGGUUGCAGGUUGCAUUUCUCCAGCCCCAUCCCUCAAGCUGUUUGCCCAAAACAGGGGCAGGGUGCCGGCUUUGUUAUUGUUUGAACUGCAGAUUCCCCCCUUAAGCACUACAUCUCAUUCCUUCCAAGGUCAGGGUUGUUCCAUCAGGUUUCGUCAGCAUAUUAAAAGGUACUGAUUGUAAAUGCCAGAAUUCAUUUGUGAUGUUACAUUUUUCAUCAAUAGUAUAUAUUCAUUGUUUCUAAUCUGUUUGCCUGGCUAGAGUACUGUCUUGUACAAAAUGCUGUUGAAUUUCCAACUCCAUAUUGAAAGGUCUGUGGCAUGUAUCCUUGAGUGUUAACUCAGACACAUUGAAAGGGCAGUUGAUACUUUACAUGCAAUUUCUUGAGUUGUACUAAAUGACUGAGUUUUAAUGUUGUUUUAAGGAUUUUUCAUGUGGUUUAAUUUCAAAUGAAGUGCCUUUAUUGUUAACAUUUUCUUCAUAAUCUUUCAAUUUGUACUCUCGGUAUGGUAUCAUUUGUAUACAGUCUGUAAUGUAUGGUACCUCUAUAUCAAAGCAAUGGUAGUAUAUUCUUAUUUAUAAACUGGGUAGGUUCCUGAAUGCUGAUUGGCUGAAAGCUGUGGUAUAUCAGACAAUAUACCACAGAUAUAAUGCAAAAUUACUUUUAAUUAUUUUUGUAACCAGUUUAUAAUAGCAAUACGGAGCCUCGGGGGUUUGUGGUAUAUGACCAUUAUACCAGGCUAAAGGGAUAUAUCCAAGCCCUCCGCAUUGUGUUGUGCAUAAGAACAACCCUUUGCCAUGGUAUAUUGGUCAUAUACCACAGUUCCUCGGGCCUUAUUGCUUAAAUAUACACUUUUCCUUACUGUAACCAGGGCUGGCAAAACAUGUAUGUGUUCCCUGUUCUGUUAGGUAUCUAAAUUGUAAAUAAUAGUAAGAUGGAAAGGCAAGCGGCAGAGGGAUGUUUGAAAAAUAUUGUCGAUAUCUAAACAUCUUAGACGGGAAAAAAGGUGCACAUUUCUAUUUUUAAUGAACUCCAUACGUUAAUUGAGAUGCAUACAUUGCUACACAGCAAAUGCACUGCGAGUUGUUUUUUAAAGGCAUUUGCUUGCAUAUUUUUUAUAUCCGUUAAAAUGAAUAAUGGGCAGCCCAUUCUACUGUACAUGCAAUAAAGAUGUUCACUAUCAUUUCCA
This is a messenger RNA of Oncorhynchus kisutch (coho salmon), 8405 nucleotides long. RefSeq names its product platelet-derived growth factor receptor beta. Bases 608 to 3874 code for a protein of 1088 amino acids. Gene Ontology annotation, biological process: multicellular organism development; positive regulation of smooth muscle cell migration; positive regulation of kinase activity. The record is from RefSeq and is a predicted model, not a curated record. NCBI's taxonomy places the organism in Eukaryota, Metazoa, Chordata, Actinopteri, Salmoniformes, Salmonidae. Gene Ontology annotation, cellular component: plasma membrane; signaling receptor complex. Gene Ontology annotation, molecular function: platelet-derived growth factor binding; ATP binding; platelet-derived growth factor beta-receptor activity. The transcript has 24 exons.